Messenger RNA from Pipistrellus kuhlii (Kuhl's pipistrelle), 855 nucleotides. It is a transcript of the gene RNF183, whose product is annotated as ring finger protein 183. The record is from RefSeq and is a predicted model, not a curated record. The transcript is spliced from 2 exons. Gene Ontology annotation, molecular function: ubiquitin protein ligase activity. Lineage: Eukaryota; Metazoa; Chordata; Mammalia; Chiroptera; Vespertilionidae. Gene Ontology annotation, biological process: protein ubiquitination. The coding region runs from base 1 to 696 and encodes 231 amino acids.
AUGUGGCUCUUAGGCCCCCUGACCACGCACAGGGGGGCAGAGCUUAAGGUGUGUUCCUUCUCUCCUUUUCUCUUCCUGCCCGGAUGUCUCUUGCCAGGGCUCCUGGCAUCUGCUCUGAGGAUGGCUGAGCUGCAGGCCGGGGAGCCCGAGUGCCCUGUCUGCUGGAACCCCUUCAACAACACGUUCCACACUCCCAAAGUGCUGGACUGCUGCCACUCCUUCUGCGUGGAAUGCCUGGCCCACCUCCGCCUGGUGACUCCCGCCCAGCACGGGCUGCCGUGCCCCAUCUGCCGCCAGCCCACCGUGCUGGCCUCCGGGCGGCCUGUCACUGACUUGCCCACGGACACUGCCAUGCUCACCCUGCUCUGCCUGGAGCCCCUCCCCAUCACCCUGGAGGGCCACCAGCUCUGUCUCAAGGCCCAGCCCGAGAGCCGCUGCUUCCUGCGCCAGCUCCAGGUCUGUACGCUAGACAUAGACAGGGAGCCCGGAAGCCAGACCGAGGGCCCCCAGGCCGUGGCCCCUGCCACCACCACCCGUGGGUCCCAUGGCAUCCCCACCUUCCGCACUCUGAGGCAGUGUGUGCAGGACCCCGGGCUCCCGAUCCUUGCCUACCUGAUGCUUGCCAUCUUCGGUGCCGCUCUAUUGUCCUUAUUCUUCAUCUCUUGGGCCAAGAAGUUCCUUUGGAAUGUGGGGUGAGCAUCCGCUCCAGACAAGGCACCGAGCCCAUCUCAGCCACUGUGGAUGCCGGGCCUGCAGAGCCUCAUGUCUUUGUCAUAUUGUUCAUGUUUAUAACCCACGGAUCCGGCGGGCUACGUGUUUGCUUCUGGGAACAGAGUCCCACUAUAAUGAGAGCCU